Molecule: messenger RNA, 2813 nt
Organism: Varroa destructor (honeybee mite)
Lineage: Eukaryota; Metazoa; Arthropoda; Arachnida; Mesostigmata; Varroidae
Gene: Sgf29
Product: SAGA-associated factor 29
Cellular component (GO): SAGA complex
Source: RefSeq, a predicted model, not a curated record
ACCAUUUUAAAUAAAAAUAUGAAUCGUCCAGGAGUUCCUUUAGACCCAUUGCCUUUGGGAGCAGGAACCGGGGGCCCGUUUAGCGGAGAUCGGCUACAAGAGCUUAGCGCACUUCUAGGUCAAGUGGCUUCUAGAAGAGCUCAAUCACAACGGGGUGUAGAGGCAGUGAUCAAGGCACGAGAAAGGGCACUACUUGAGAAGAAGAUUUCGUCGUCGACCAAGUCCAAGUUGAAGGGAUGCUAUCGGGGUGCCAUCGAAGACUGUGAGCAGGAGGAGAACUCUCUGCGAAAAUCGUUGUCGCUAAUUCAGGAUAUUCAAACAGCCUCAUGGGCAAAAAGAAGUACACAGCGCGCUGAUCGCCCUCAGGGUGCAUUACGUCGAGGGGCUCAAAUGCAAUUGUUACGCAUGUGGGCCAUGCAAUUGCCUUUGUGGGUGCCGUCGAAUAGCGAAAAACCGCCUCCCCUCUGCGGCGCCAUUCCCGCUGAACCAAAUUACGUAGCUAAGGUCGAGGACAUGGUGGCUGCCUUGGUGAAAAACACUGACUCCGGUGAAGGCACCGAAGAGGACGAAAACUGGAUUCUUGCCAAGGUGUCUCAUUAUAAUCCAACGUCAUGCAAAUAUGAAGUAGACGAUAUAGAUGUAGAAGGACGGGAAAGGCAUCUGGUAUCACGCAGGAGGGUCAUUCCACUGCCGCUGCUACGGGCCAACCCUAUAACGCAUCCUGAGGCAAUAUUUCCGAAAGGAACGCUUGUAAAUGCUCUCUAUCCACAAACUACGUGUUUCUACAGGGCUUUGGUGGAUGAAAUUCCUCUGGGUCCACAAGAGGAGUACAGCGUUUUGUUUGAAGACACCAAUUAUCCAGAAGGUUACUCACCAGCUAUGCACGUGGCCCAGAGAUACGUGAUAUGCUGUAAGGAUCAACGGAAGAAAUGAUCCAGUGAAUUUGCACAUCUUCACCAUCACUUGUAAAGAAAUGCAUUUCUUUUAGCUGAAGAUGUGUAAGUCUUAGAUAUUCUCACAGUGUGAGGUCCGGGAACGAAUGUUUCGAUUAUGCUUAUGCGUACUCUAUGUAUGCACAUGCAAAACAUCUUUACUGCGUGCUUGAAACUUGCUACAAUAAGAUAUAAGUUCUCCCAGAGAAGCAUGCAUUACAAAAUAGUUAGCAGAUUUUUGUAAAUAUACAAAUACAUGUACAACCAUACACAGCAAAACAACCAGCAUUGAUGGAUUCUGUGAUUGUUUUGGGGUCACCAGGUACAGAACACCUAUGGCAAUGUAGGAGGGCAUAAUGCAUAAUGCGCAGAAUAGUAGGCUCUUCUCCUAUCCAGUAUGAAUGAAUACUCUUUUAGAAGGCAGUCCAAAAAUGUGUAUCUUCAACAUCCAUUACAUUUAUAUAUAGUUAUAGUUUUGUAUUUAUUUUUAAUCAGAGAAUUAUCUGGAGAUACCAGGAAAAUGUUAACAUUAAUUGAUUAAUAUGAUCGGAGUCGGCCAAAUAAUAUGUCAUCUUUUUCCUCAUGUCAAGACAAAUGCAAUUCUUGUAAUUAAAACUUAGGAUAUUCGGUCAUGUAUCACGAAAAUCCAGCUUUGAAUGUUUGUUUUGAUCCGAGCUCGGUUCAUUCUUUUUGGUGAUUGCUUUAUAAUUCAGUUAGGCAAAGAACGUAUUUGUACGUUACUUAGUGUGUUAAAUAAGGGCCUCCUUAAACAUAUUUUGGCAGCCCUACAAAACCUAAUUUGCUAUGUCCUACAAGUUAAAAGGUGUUAAUUGAAGGUUGAGCAGACUGUUUUUCUGAGAAGCCUCGUAGUUAUUGUACUGUAUAUUUUUCUUUAAGGAAAAAAUUUUUAAAAAAGAAAUGGUUUUGGUGCCAAUCGACGUUUUGUAGAGCAGAUGGCUUUAUCAAGCCAUCUGCUCAAUUAGCCGUGAUUAUAUAUCUAUAUAUAGCAUGUGAUACUACGCAGGUGUCCAUAAUACUUGAGAAAAGUUUAAAAAUCUCUGAUAUUUCUAUGCAUCUGAUGGCCAAGGUGCUGGAGUCCAGAGCUUGAAUGUUGAUUACAAAAAAUGAGAAUAAACUGUUAUAGUCAUUAAGUUAGUUGGAAAGUCGCAGGACCAUCAUUUUGGUAGUCUAAUGACAUCAUCGAAGCAGAAGACAGCUUUUGCCCACAAGAAGAUAUUCUAUGAUAGUUAUUAUAAUAAUUAUCAUUGUUUUUAUUGCUAUUAUUAAUUGAUAAUAACGUUAAUAUCAUUUGAGGCCUAUAUAUACCAUGCUCGGUUUAUCACCGUUGUUUACCAAAAGUUAACGCUUGCCAGUAGCGUUUGUGUAGAUAUUGUUGACUUCUUCGUCUAACAUUGAAUUAUAGAGGUACCGUCUGAAAAUGGGCGCUAAAAAUACACGCCUAUAGAAAAGGAAGUGAAUAGUAAUAUAAGGAUACAAAAUAUAAAUUAUUAAAGAUGAAUAUAUAAUGCGUAUAGGUAUAUACGCAUGUGUGUAUGUGAGUAAAACUGGAUGAAUACGAGAUAUGGCCAAAUAAUGUACAUAAUGAGAUCAGAAAAGUGAAUAGAGGAGCCUGUUAAUUGUCUGCUAAAACUAUGUCACCAUAAUAAGAUCAAUAUGAUACAGUUGAACCCAACAACACGAACGAUAACAACAACAGCACACAAAAACAACAGAAAAUCCGUUGUUGUUACCGUCUACAUUAGUUUUUCUGAUAAUUGGAACUCAGUAAGUUAGCAACAUCAUAGUACUUACAAUGUAUAAAACAGUCAUAUUUAUUUAAAGUGUAUUGAUCUGUAUGAAACGAAAGCAUAGGAUAUUGUU